GAGCCGACCCGGCCGGACCAGAUCCGACCCGACAACCCAGGACGACUCGCUACGAUCACAUUCUCGCCAUUUUCAGUCGAUUCUGAGAGAGAGAGAAGAUCCAGACGAAGUGGUUGCUGAGAGAGAGAGAGAGAGGAUGUCGCUAAGGCCGAGUACGCGCGCGGAGCUGAGGAAGAAGAUCUACAAGACAGGGGUCGAUGCGGACGAGGCGCGGCGGAGGAGGGAGGACAACCUCGUCGAGAUCAGGAAGAACAAGCGAGAAGACAGCCUCCUCAAGAAGCGUCGCGAAGGCAUGAUGCAGCUGCCCCAGCAAGCGCCUCUCGGUCCGGGCCUCGAUGCGUCCCAGAACGCUGCCGCAGCCGAGAAACGGUUAGAAGGUAUCCCAAUGAUGGUUCAAGGUGUUCUGUCUGAUGAUCCUCAAGUGCAAUUAGAGGCCACUACACAGUUUAGGAAGCUGUUGUCUAUCGAGCGUAGUCCUCCGAUUGAUGAAGUCAUCAAAGCUGGUGUUGUCCCCCGUUUUGUGGAGUUUCUCGGAAGACAUGAUCAUCCACAACUGCAGUUCGAAGCUGCAUGGGCUUUGACCAACGUUGCAUCAGGGACGUCAGAUCAUACACGUGUUGUGAUUGAUCAUGGGGCAGUGCCUAUUUUUGUCCAGCUUCUUAGCUCUGCCAGUGAUGAUGUUAGAGAACAGGCAGUGUGGGCUCUAGGUAAUGUUGCCGGAGACUCUCCAACCUGCAGGAAUCUCGUCCUCAGUUAUGGUGCUCUCAUGCCAUUGUUGGCUCAAUUAAAUGAAAAUUCAAAGUUAAGCAUGCUCAGGAAUGCGACAUGGACCUUGUCCAAUUUUUGCCGUGGGAAACCUCCUACACCAUUUGAUGAGGUGAAGCCUGCAUUGCCGAUUCUUCGGCAACUUAUCUAUUUAAACGAUGAAGAAGUUCUCACAGAUGCUUGCUGGGCUCUCUCCUACCUUUCAGACGGACCCAAUGAUAAGAUUCAGGCUGUGAUUGAAGCGGGGGUCUGUCCACGGCUUGUGGAGCUCCUGAGUCAUCCAUCACCGACAGUUCUCAUUCCCGCCCUUCGAACUGUGGGUAACAUCGUCACCGGUGACGAUGCUCAGACACAGUUUGUAAUUGACAAUAGAGUCCUUCCGCAUCUCUACAAUUUGCUUACUCAAAAUCACAAGAAAAGCAUCAAGAAAGAAGCUUGUUGGACUAUUUCAAAUAUUACUGCCGGGAAUAGAGCUCAGAUACAGGCUGUGAUUGAUGCCUGCAUCAUCCUUCCUCUCGUGCAUUUGCUCCAACACGCGGAGUUUGACAUCAAGAAGGAAGCAGCCUGGGCAAUCUCCAAUGCCACCUCAGGAGGAUCUCACGACCAGAUUAAAUUUCUUGUGACACAAGACUGCAUCAAACCACUUUGUGAUCUUCUAAUCUGUCCUGACCCGAGAAUCGUGACGGUUUGCCUCGAGGGCCUCGAGAACAUCCUCAAGGUUGGUGAGGCUGACAAGGAGAUGGGAUUGAACGGAGGGGUGAAUCUCUAUGCCCAAGUGGUCGAAGAAUCCGAUGGGUUGGACAAGAUCGAGAACCUUCAAACCCACGAUAACAACGAGAUUUACGAGAAGGCCGUUAAGAUCCUGGAGAGAUAUUGGGCCGAAGAGGAGGAAGAACAGAAUCUCCAGGACGGUAUGAACCAAAACGGCCAGCAAGGUUUCAACUUUGGGACCGAUCAACCCGGCGCCCCCUCCGGCGGAUUCAACUUCGGCUAAAAAGGUAUAACAAUAUACAAAAACCGAAACCAUUUGGCCCGAUAAAUCUCGAGUUCCGACCCUUGCAACUGUUAUCUACAAUCACAUCUUGUGUUAGCAUUUGCCAGGUUAAAAGUCAGUGUUUUUGAAUUCCUGACAGAAAGGCUCUCUCUUUUUUGGUCUCCAUGUCCGAAUCAGCCCCCAAUCUCUGAAUUUCUCUCCUCUCAUUGUCUCUUUGGCCCUUGUUAUGUCUCGAGAUCAAUCAUGUAUACAGUCACAUGGUUUGUAUCACACUACUUUUGUUUGUUGUGAUUAUAAUCUUACCAUUUUCGAUUUGGCGAAUAAAACACAGAUUCUGUUUUGA
This is a messenger RNA of Tarenaya hassleriana, 2102 nucleotides long. RefSeq names its product importin subunit alpha-4. The record is from RefSeq and is a predicted model, not a curated record. Gene Ontology annotation, cellular component: cytoplasm; nucleus. Gene Ontology annotation, biological process: NLS-bearing protein import into nucleus. The transcript is spliced from 10 exons. Gene Ontology annotation, molecular function: protein binding; nuclear import signal receptor activity. Lineage: Eukaryota; Viridiplantae; Streptophyta; Magnoliopsida; Brassicales; Cleomaceae. Bases 137 to 1759 code for a protein of 540 amino acids.